Molecule: messenger RNA, 1830 nt
Organism: Vespa velutina
Lineage: Eukaryota; Metazoa; Arthropoda; Insecta; Hymenoptera; Vespidae
Gene: pll
Product: serine/threonine-protein kinase pelle
Exons: 4
Coding region: 172-1683 (503 amino acids)
Biological process (GO): signal transduction; protein phosphorylation
Cellular component (GO): plasma membrane
Molecular function (GO): protein kinase activity; ATP binding; protein binding
Source: RefSeq, a predicted model, not a curated record
AUAAAUAAAUGGUACUGAACUUCAUUAACGUCAUCAUGUAAUGGAAAUUCCAAUUAAUAAGAUUUAAUUGAUGAAUUAUUAUUUGUCAAUAAUAAAAAGUAAUGAAAUAAAUUGUGAAUGUUGUUCUUUUUUAAAUUAAAUAAAAGUUAACGAUAAAUAUAUUUUAACGUGAUGUCUUCAACGUUUGUCAAAAAUAUUAAAUACAUUUAUCAAUUGCCAGUUUUAGAACGAUUAGAAAUAUGUAAAUUAUUAGAUCAAGAUAAUAAAUGGGAAGAACUUGCGGGUAAAUGGAUGCAAUAUGAUAUAUCCUUUAUUUGUAGUUUACGAAAACAGAAAAGUCCUACGGAAGAAUUAUUAAAUAAUUGGGGUCUUCAUAAUCAUACCAUUUUGGAACUAUUUAUUUUGUUAUUAAAAAUGAAACAUUAUGAAUCAAUGGUCUUUUUAAAGUCGUUUGUAGAUAAAAAAUUGCAUUGCUUAUUAAAUAAUAACAAUAAUAAUCCUUUAAGAAUGUCCAAUAAUCAAGAGAUUGAUAAAAGUACCAAGGAUUUAAAGAUCGGUAUACAAAAUUUUAAUCAAAGGAUUUCCUCAAGACUAGAUGCCAGAAAAAUAAUUCCGAAUGAAGAAAAUACCAAAGAAGCAUCUUACAAAAUAAUAAAUCAAUCUUUAGAUAAUCUACAAUCUAUAGUUGCAUCGAGUAAUUCAAAUAAUUUACUUGUCCCAUUCCUAGCACAUCGUUUAUCACCUUUACAACAGAAUAAAACUAAUUCUCAAAAAUCUCAGAUUCCUAUACCAAAGCCUGAAACAACUUUACCGCAAGUUUCAUAUAAUGAACUUGAAAUUGCUACGAAUGGUUGGUUGAAACAUAACAUAUUGGGAAAAGGUGGUUUUGGAAUAGUUUAUAGAGGUAUAUGGAAAAAUACAAAUGUAGCUAUUAAAAAGCUCGAAUACAAAAAGGCAAAUCCUGAUGAAAGUUAUUUAGUUCAACUUCAACAAUCACUCAAAGAGAUAGAAAUAUUGAAUUCUUAUCCGCAUGAAAAUAUUUUGUCAUUAUAUGCAUACAAUUUAGAUGGCCAUGUACCUUGUCUUGUUUAUCAAUUGAUGCAAAAUGGUUCAUUAGAAGAUAAUUUGCUCUUAAAACAUAUAAGUCGACCACUAUCUUGGCUGCAACGUCAUGAAAUUGCAAAGGGUACUGCACGUGGUUUACAAUAUUUACAUACCAUUGGAGAAAAACCUUUAAUUCAUGGCGAUAUUAAAAGUGCAAACAUUUUGCUAGAUAAAAAUUUUGAACCUAAAAUCGGAGAUUUUGGUUUAGCAAGAAAGGGUGAAAAGGAUUUUAUGAAAGUGAGUAGAAUUCAUGGUACGAGACCAUAUCUGCCAGAUGAUUUCUUAUAUGGAAGACAAUUAUCUACAAAAAUAGAUACAUACAGUUAUGGAAUUGUAUUGUUUGAAUUAGCCACAGGACUUCCGCCUUAUGAUGAUAAUAGACCACAAAAAAAGUUUUUAAAAGAAUUUAUAGAUAGUAUUGAAGAUCAAUAUUUGCAUUUAUUAAUUGAUAAGAAAGCAGGAGACAAAGAUAAACAAGCAUAUAGCAACUUUAUAGUAUUGGGAAAAUGGUGUUCUAAUCGUAUGGCUCAAAAUAGGCCUGAAAUGGAAGUUGUAUUUCGCAAAAUAGAUUCUUUAUGAUAUUGUUUUAAAUUUCUAUUGUUGACAAACUCACAAGUGUACAGAUAUUAUUAAGUGUGUAUUUUAUAAUUAUUAAACAUAAAAAAAUGCUCUAUUAUAUGAUCUAAAUAAUGUAAAUAGAAUGUGAUUUAUAAAAAUAAUAUAAAA